UAUUUUGUGUCUCUCUCACCAUUGAUCCUCAGUCAACACUCCAUGCCUUCUCCCAUCACCAAUACUUCUUCUUCUUCUUCCUCCAUCCGCUUCAUGGGUCUCCUUAAACAACCUGACUCCAACCCUAACAACAACAUCCUUGAUGAAUUCGACGAGAGCGAUGUUUUCUGGUCUGAAUCCCCUGAUUCCACUGUCGUUAAUUCCUUCUCUCCCCCUACCCCUACCCGCCACCUCCCUCAACGUCCCCCUACCCUCUACAAACCUUCCAAUUCCGGUCUCUCCGCUGCUCUUACCGACGACCACCACCCUCUUGUCCGUCGUAAAUCUACCCUCAACCCUUCUGUAUCUGCCACAUCUGCUGCUAAGAUGAUUCCGCCGGUGUUUCGUUCGGAGAAUUCGAAUCCUAAUUCUUACCCUAAAUUUCAUCAAUCUGCUCCGGUGAACGUGCCCGUGUGGCAGAAGAAGGAUGGACCGGUGGGUGGGUUAGACCGGUUUGAUGAGGUGGAAGAUGAGGUGGAAGGGGAGGAAAUGGUUCCUCCUCACGUGAUGGUGGCGCAGUCGCACGUGACGUUCUCUGUUUUUGAAGGCGUUGGGCGGACGCUGAAAGGAAGGGAUUUGCGGCGUGUUCGUAAUGCUGUAUUUCAGAAAACAGGUUUUAUUGAUUGACCCUAUAACCUUCCUACUCCCAAUUAAAAAAAAAAAAAAAAGAGGAAGACGAGGUUAAUCAAUUUGUUAUAUUUGGUGAUUGAAUUCUGAAGAAUAAUAUUAAUUUCGAAGGAUUCAGUUGCUCUACGUUCAUUUCAAGCUUUGUAUAUUAGAAUUUGGCCUUUGUUGACAUUCUCAUUUGGAAAAUGGUUAUUUAAUUGUAAUUAUGCAUUAUGGUGAAGUAAUCCUCGUCCCAAAUACAGAUGUUUCUUUUUUCUGUUCAAUAUAAUAGCUUGAUUUUUGAA
Molecule: messenger RNA, 950 nt
Organism: Solanum verrucosum
Lineage: Eukaryota; Viridiplantae; Streptophyta; Magnoliopsida; Solanales; Solanaceae
Exons: 1
Coding region: 43-666 (207 amino acids)
Source: RefSeq, a predicted model, not a curated record